Nerophis lumbriciformis (worm pipefish) is the source of this 5400-nucleotide messenger RNA. The record is from RefSeq and is a predicted model, not a curated record. Lineage: Eukaryota; Metazoa; Chordata; Actinopteri; Syngnathiformes; Syngnathidae.
AUGAAGAACAGAAACAAAAAACAAGGGGAUGAAGGAUCGGCACAAAGUAAUGCAUCCAGCAAUUCAGCGUCGGAAGAAACCAACCGCUCCGCGUCCGAGUCGGGGAGUCAGUCCGAGAGCGAACACGGCAGUGAGAGGCAACCUUCCCGCCGCUCUGAGUCCAACAGCUCGUCGGGAUCCGAGAGUCACUCAGGCAGUGGAAGCGAGUCUGCCGAGUCCAAGAGGCAAGGUAGCGGCGAUCUCAAAGACAAGCCAGUUAAGAAGAAGGAACGUCUAGCUGAUGUCAAGAAGAUGUGGGAGGAACAUCCAGACGUAUAUGGAGUCAGAAGGUCAAAUCGCAGUAGACAAGAACCAUCUCGACUGAAUAUCGGCGCUGGGGGAAGCAGUGACUCAGAAAGUGAAAGUCCCAAAAGAAAAAGCUCUCGAGUAAAGAAGAAGGAUAUCUGGAAUGAUGAUGACUCAAAUGAUGACGAGGAGGAAGCUUCCAGCAGUACAGACAGUGAGCAGGAAGAGAAAAAAGUUAGAUCCAGACGACUUCCUGCUAGAAGACCUCAGACAAAAUCCUCAAACAAAAAAAUGUCCCAAAAAACGAGGAAAUCAAGAAAACAGGAAUCUUCUCCUGAGGACGAAGAUGACGAGGAGGAGGAGGAGGAUGAUGACGAUGAUGAGGAUGAUGAUGACGACACUCCGAAGAGACAAACUCGUCGGAGAGGGGCAACAAAAGUCAAAAGCUAUAAAGAAGACCAACAUGACUUUGAAACAGACUCUGACGAUCUGAUUGAGAUGACAGGCGAUGCGUGCGAGGAACAACAGGAUGAUGACAGCGAGACCAUUGAGAAAGUCAUGGACACCAGGAUCGGCAAAAAAGGAGCCACAGGUGCUCCCACAACCAUGUAUGCAAUGGAGGAGAACGGGGACCCUUGUGAAGGCUUUGACCCCAGUAAUGAAGAAGGGGAAACUCAGUAUCUGGUUAAGUGGAAGGGCUGGUCUUACAUCCACAACACAUGGGAGAGCAUGGACUCACUGAUGCAGCAGAAGGUUAAGGGCUUGAAGAAGCUGGACAACUUCAAAAAGAAAAACGAAGAACUCAGCGCAUGGUUGAAUAAGGCAUCUCCUGAGGAUGUGGAGUUCCACAACUGCCAGAUGGAGCUCAUUGCAGACUUGAACAAGCAAUUUCAGUUUGUGGAACGCGUCAUUGCAACUAAAACAGGAAAAACACAUGGAUCCUCUGACUUCCCAUCCCAUAGUCACAAAACGUCAUCCAAUGAGCCCGAGUAUCUAUGCAAGUGGAUGGGGCUCCCAUAUUCUGAAUGCAGCUGGGAGGAUGGCGCGCUCGUCAUGAAGAAGUUCCAACCCUGCAUAGACAGUUUCUUGAGCCGUAACUCUAGCAAAACUGUCCCCUCAAAAGACUGCAAGGUGUUGAAACAAAGGCCGAGAUUUGUUGCCCUGAAAAAGCAGCCGUCGUACAUUGGCGACGAGAAUCUGGAGUUGAGGGACUAUCAACUGGCUGGGCUGAACUGGUUAGCUCACUCUUGGUGCAGGUGUAAUAGCGUCAUCCUGGCAGAUGAAAUGGGUUUGGGAAAGACAAUCCAGACCAUCUCUUUCCUGUCCUACCUGUUCCACCACCAUCAAUUGUAUGGUCCAUUCUUAGUGGUGGUGCCAUUGUCUACGCUGACCUCCUGGCAAAGAGAAUUUGAUACCUGGGCCCCUGACAUGAAUGUAGUAGUCUAUCUCGGUGAUGUUAUGAGCAGAAAAACGAUCCGCGAUUACGAGUGGGUGAACCAUCAAACUAAAAGAAUCCGUUUUAAUGCACUGUUAACCACUUAUGAAAUUCUACUCAAGGACAAGGGGGUCCUGGGCAAUAUCAACUGGGCGUUCCUGGGUGUGGAUGAAGCUCACCGGCUGAAGAAUGAUGAUUCCCUCUUGUACAAAACCUUGAUGGAGUUCAGGUCCAACCACAGGCUCCUCAUUACUGGCACACCACUGCAGAACUCCCUCAAAGAACUCUGGUCACUGCUGCACUUCCUUAUGCCAGACAAAUUUGACUCAUGGGAGGAUUUUGAGGACGACCACGGCAAAGGAAGAGAGAAUGGCUACCAGAGUCUUCACAAAGUCCUGGAGCCCUUCCUGCUUCGACGAGUCAAAAAGGAUGUGGAGAAAUCCCUUCCUGCCAAAGUGGAGCAGAUUCUCCGUGUUGACAUGAGCGCACAGCAGAAGCAAUUUUACAAGUGGAUUUUAACCCGGAAUUACAAAGCUCUUUCCAAAGGCACCCGAGGCAGCUCCUCGGGCUUCCUGAAUAUUGUAAUGGAGCUGAAAAAAUGCUGCAACCACGGUUUCCUCAUCAAGCAGCCCGAGGAAGGAGAGCCCGAGUCACAAGAGGAACACCUGCAGGCACUGGUGCGGGGCAGCGGGAAGCUAGUCCUGCUGGACAAGCUCCUCACUCGGCUCAGGGAGCGAGGCAACAGAGUGCUCAUCUUCUCGCAGAUGGUCAGAAUGUUGGACAUCCUUGCUGAAUACUUAGCCAAGAAACGAUAUCCGUUCCAGCGAUUAGAUGGCUCCAUCAAAGGAGAAAUUCGAAAACAAGCACUGGAUCACUUCAAUGCUGAAGGUUCAGAGGACUUUUGCUUCCUCCUGUCCACGAGAGCUGGAGGCUUAGGGAUCAACUUGGCCUCAGCUGACACAGUCGUCAUCUUCGACUCGGACUGGAAUCCUCAGAAUGACCUCCAGGCGCAAGCAAGGGCUCAUAGGAUCGGACAAAAGAAGCAGGUGAAUAUAUAUCGGCUGGUCACCAAGGGAACGGUUGAGGAGGACAUCAUUGAGAGGGCAAAGAAGAAAAUGGUUUUGGACCAUUUGGUCAUUCAACGAAUGGACACCACUGGCCGGACUGUUUUGGACAGCAACUCUGGCAACACCAAUUCCAACCCAUUUAACAAAGAAGAGCUAACAGCAAUUCUCAAGUUUGGUGCAGAGGAACUCUUUAAAGAAGCAGAAGGAGAGGAAUCAGAACCUCAGGAAAUGGACAUUGAUGAGAUCCUGAGGUUAGCUGAAACGAGGGAAAGCGAUCAGGGUCAAAGUGCCACUGACGAACUCCUGUCUCAGUUUAAGGUAGCCAAUUUUUCCAGCAUGGAAGAGAGUGCUCCCGACAUGGAGGAAAAACCUUCUCGGGAAUGGGACGACAUCAUCCCCGAGGAUCAGCGGCGUAAAGUCGAGGAAGAGGAGAAGCAGCGGGAAAUGGAUCUAUUUAUGCUGCCUAGAAGUAGAAGCUCCAACAAGCGGGCUCAAGCCAAUGACAGCGACAGCGACGUGGGCUCCAAGCUUAAGCAACAUUCUUCCGGCUCCGACAGCGAAACUGACGACAGCGACGAAGAUAAAAAACCCAAGAAGAGAGGCCGACCUCGAGCUCGCAAAAACAACGUGGAGGGUUUUAAUGACGCCGAGAUCCGCAGGUUUAUCAAAGCUUACAAGAAGUUUGGAGCUCCACUUGAACGGUUGGAAGCCAUCGCCCGGGACUCUGAGCUGGUGGACAAGUCCAUCGCAGACCUAAAAAGACUAGGUGAACUCAUUCACAGCAGCUGCUUGGCUGCAGUGCAGGAGCAUGAGGAACACUUGAAAGAGAACCCAGUUGAAGCUAAAGGUCCCGGAAAACGGCGAGGAAUCAACAUCAAGAUCUCAGGAGUGCAAGUCAACGCCAAGUCCAUUAUACAGCAUGAAGAGGAGUUCGAGCCCUUGCACAAAGCUGUCCCGUCUGAUCCUGCCCAAAGGAAUACGUUCAAGCUCUCCUGCAGAGUCAAGGUUGCUCACUUCGACGUGGACUGGAACGUGGAGGACGACGCUCAGCUCUUACUGGGGAUUUAUGAGCAUGGAUUCAGCAACUGGGAUCUGAUCAAGACCGAUCCUGAUCUGAAGCUCUGUGAGAAGAUUCUGCCAGACGAUCCAAGCAAGAAGCCUCAGGCCAAGCAGCUACAAGGGAGAGCAGAGUAUCUCCUCAAGCUGCUCAAAAAGGAACAAGACAGCACAGACGUGUCAAAAACAGGGGACGAGGUCAAAGUGAGAAAGAGAAAACCUCGGGUGAAGAAGGAGAAGGUCGUCAAGGACGAGCAAGGAAAUGACAUCUCGUCCCCACGAUUGUCAGAUAAUCCUUCAGAAGAGGGUGAACUCAAAGAGGAAGGCUCGGAAAAGUCUCCAGCCAAGAAACGACAGAAAAAGAAGGACAACAAGGAGAACAAGGAAAAACAGGGAACCACGAAGAAGGAGAAAGAAGGGCAUAAAGAAAAGAAAGGCAACAAGGCCAGGAAAGAAAAGGCCAAAGGAUCCAAAGCAAGGAAAAGUCAAGGACCGGUUCACAUCACGGCAGGUUCCGACCCCGUUCCCAUCGAAGGAAAGGAGGAAGACGAACUGGACCAGGAGACUUUCAGUAUUUGCAAGGAGCGCAUGAGGCCGGUGAAGAAGGCGCUGAAGCAACUGGACAAACCGGACGAAGGCUUGUCAGACCAGGACCAGCUCCAGCACACACGCACAUGCCUGCUGAAGAUCGGAGACCGUAUUACAGAGUGCCUUAAAGCCUACAGCGAUCCAGAGCAUGUGAAAACAUGGCGACGAAACCUCUGGAUUUUUGUGUCCAAAUUUACAGAGUUUGGCGCUAAGAAGUUACACAAGCUCUACAAAAUGGCCCAGAAGAAGCGUUCACAUGAAGAAGAGAAGGAACACAAGAAGAAGGACGACUCCACCGGGAGAGGAAAGUCUAUCCGGCCGGACGCUUCAGCGUCCAGUCGUGACUCGUCGGGUCCGCAAUCGGGGUCUCACUCCAUGCAGUCUGGCCCGCACGGACAUCACAGAGAUUACAACAUGGGUGCCAAACGACAUUUUCCCAACGACGAGCGGGGGGACUGGCAACGGGAGCGCAAGUAUAACCACCCGGGCAACAGCAACCAGUCAUGGCAGGGCGAGCGGCACCACCCGUACGACGGCCACCGCUAUAAGGACCACUACAGCGACCGGCACGCCCAUGGUGACUCCUACCGCAGCUCGGGCGGUUACCGCAACAACAACACGCCGAGAAAGAGGCCCUACGACCAGUACGGCAAUGAGAGGGAUCACCGGUCGCAUCGGCCCUACUACGACAGGCACCAGGACCCGAAAAGACGGCGUCCUGACGACUUCCGCCCCAACUACCACCACCCGGGACGCGAGGGCCCUUCUCAGGACUUCCGUCGGAUGCCGGACCACCGGCCAGCACUGCCGCCAGGCCCGGACCACUACAACAGACCCUUCCUAGGGGACAAACCCCCGCCUCUGGACCCGCGUUCGCCUCAGGCCCAAAAGUCCCCGCACGAAGUCCUCUCGUCUCCGGCGGACCCCAACGCUCCGGCCGAGCUCGCCUGGAACAACAGAAAGAACUAA